This is a messenger RNA of Ananas comosus (pineapple), 3082 nucleotides long. RefSeq names its product VAN3-binding protein-like. Bases 592 to 1704 code for a protein of 370 amino acids. NCBI's taxonomy places the organism in Eukaryota, Viridiplantae, Streptophyta, Magnoliopsida, Poales, Bromeliaceae. The record is from RefSeq and is a predicted model, not a curated record. The transcript is spliced from 9 exons. Gene Ontology annotation, biological process: leaf vascular tissue pattern formation; auxin-activated signaling pathway; phloem or xylem histogenesis.
CCAUGUAGAUUUAAUUGUAAUUGUAUUUCCUUCGGGGCGCUAAACUAUACUUUUUCUCUCCUUGGUGCCUGCAAAGCAGUUCCAUGAGAAGAAUGAAUAGAAAACUGAGGGAGUAAGAGGAUGCUUACUGUUCGAAAUACUGAGAAUAUUCUGAGCCAGUGAGGUUACAGGAACAUGAGAAGUAAACCUUGGGUUCACUGCUACUAAAACCGCAGUACUACUAGUUGUAGUCAUCAUUAGUUAGUAAGUUAGAACUAAACUUUAGUACAGGUAACUAAACUUCAGUACAAGUCUAGUCCCAUAAAGCUAAUAAUUAAGUAAAUAGAGUGUUAGCUAGGUUGCAUAUACUUCCUUGGUAGAAUAAGUUCUCACAAAUACUAUUUUAAUCAAUAAUAAAUGAGCAUGUCUCUUGGUUCAAGGAAUGCCUUCUCCUUUUGGAAUGCCUAUAUAAGCUCAGUUCGCAAUAACAAGUCAAGCUCGGGAAUUCCAGGCAUCAAGAGGCCUUCCACUUUAAAUGCAUAAUAGUUUGCAGUCAAGCUUUAUUAUCCACAGAUCUUGAAGGCUGUAUGAAUGAUCCUAUCUGGUUAGCAGAUGGAGCAAUCAAGAAGAUCGAUAUUCGGAAGACUGUCAUUUCGUAGAAGACGCCCUUUGGCGGCCUACGCAGCAAAUGACAGAAUCGAAGAGAUCGGCGAUCGAAAGCCCGCCGAGUUAUACAAGGAGAAUUUAGAGGUCUCGAAAUGUUGUCGCCCUUUGGAAUUACCAAGUAGUCCUCAGAAGGCAAUGGAGUUCCUCUCCAGGACUUGGAGCCCUUCUUCUUAUGACUUCUUUCAAUUACUUUCUUCGAAUAGUGCAAUGCCAUGCUGUGAAGAUGGAAGACCAGAAGAAAAUAGUGAUGGGGAAGAAGAGCAAUUAAAGAAGAACAAGGUCAAUCUCAAUGCAGGUUCUACACAGAGAGUAGACCAAAUAUGGACAGUGCAUUCAAGAGGGAAGGCUCAGCAUUCAGCUCCUCAAAAGCACAAAAUAAUCCACACUGAUUGGCUUAACAUAGAGCAAAUGAAAUCAUGGCUUAAAGGGGGAGUGCUUCUAACCGGCUUUUCUAGAGGAUACAGAAGAAGGAAGAAAGAAGAAGUAAGACUGCAUGUAGCUCAAGUCCAUGCUGCACUUUCUGUCGCAAGACUGGCUGCAGCAGUCGCUGGGAUAGUGGCAAAUUGUAGUAUGGAACCGGUGAACUCAAACAGUUUGCUUAUGGCAAGAAAUGGCGGGGGAGGGGACUGGGACAAAAUGAGCACAGUGGUCGCUUCUGCUGCCGCCUUAAUUGCUACCGUGUGCGCCGAGGCAGCUGAGUCAGUCGGAGCGGCUCGAGCCCAUGUUGCAUCAGUUGUCAACACGGGUCUAGAAACUCAAACCGCAACCGAUGUCCUCACAUUGACUGCAGCUGCUGCAACAUGCUUAAGAGGAGCUGCAGCACUUGAACCGAGGACAACUAGUAGGAGUUAUGCCUCAGAGGACCGUAAAAUCCUUCAGAGAGGUGCUCGACUUCCCGUUCGAACACCGGAGGGGAGGGUCCAACUAAGGAUGGUAUCAAUAUACCUCAAGAAUGAUAGAGUGAUGUUGAGGUUGGGGAAGAAACAUCUACAUGGUGCUUUUACCACGUAUGAGGAGUUGUGGUAUCAUAUUGGGCUAGUGGUCUUCUUGAUCCAUUAAUUGAGGUAGUGAGUUCCAAAUCAAUGGAUCUCGCUAUUUCGUUACAUAGUAUCAAAGCCUCGACAGAUGUGACGGUGCAUUGCAAGACUUCCCUUAGAGAAGAAGACGGCAUGGAAGAUGGAGGCAAGUGGUUGAGUUGUUAGACUCGGGGUGGAGAUUCUCGUCCAAUCCAACUACAAAGUUUGGAAGUCGUGUUUGGAGUCAUACCUCAUUGGUGUAGACCUUUGGGAUGUCGUCGGUGAUGGAUUUUGAUAGGCUCCAGCAAAUACUCUUGAGAACAGGGAGGCCUUGAAGAGAUUGAGGACUUUAAAUGUGAAGGUAGAGUUUAUCUUGAAGUGGUCCAUCUCUCAUGACUUGUUCGAGCACAUUAUUGAGUGCAAGUUAGCGCGAGAAAUUUAGGAGACUCUAGACGGGUUGAUGAAUAAAAAGAAUAGUGCUUGGCUACAACUACUUGAGAAUGAAUUAGCUAAUAGCAUUCAAGGUGAUCUCUCUAUCUCCCAAUAUUUCUUAAAGGUCAAAAAUCUUUGUUCGGAAAUUUUGGUGUUGGAUCCAAACGAGCUUAUUUCGGAGGCGCGGCGCGGAUGAAACAUUACAUUAUCCGCGGUCUCAACAAGAUAUGUUAUCUUAGGGGUGGCAACGAUAACCUUCUUUGGUAGAGUUUGAGAACUCUCUUACUUCACAAGAGUCCCUCUCCCUCAACAAAUGGUUGGGUGUUUUGUUUCGGGGGGCAAUGGGGACGUCUUGUUUGUCGGAAAUAAGAAAGGUCACAACAAAGAGGAGAAGAAGAAAGAUCAGAAGAAAGAUAGAGAGUUUACUUCUAAUGGCGAGAGGAAGUGGAAGAAAGUGAUCAAGUGCUAUCAAUAUGGCAAGCUAGGCCAUAUCAAGAAGAACUCCGAGUCAAGUUGAAGGAAAAAACGUUGCCAACAAAUGUACCGGCUCUCAUGAAGUGGAAGAUUAGGGAAAUUGCUUCAUGGCGGAGACUUCUACUAUUGGAGCUUCAACUUCUAUUAGUUAUGAAGAAGAUUGGAUCGUGGAUUCCUGAUGCGGUCAUUAUCUUACCGGCAACGACUCUAAGUUCUUUAGCUUUCGACGACAUGAAGGUAAUGAUGCUAUUAUUACAAUGGAUAACACAAUUCACUCAGCGGAACUUGAAGUUCCUAUUACUAUUAAAGGCAGCAAAGACGGCAAUCCUAUCACUCUCAAUAGCGUCUAUCAUGUGCCUGGGAUGAAGAAGAACCUUUUCUCCACUGCAAAUGUUGUGGACGCGGGACACUACGUCUUGUUCGGGCCUAAAGAUGUGAAGUUUCUAAAGAACAUCACCAACUUGCAAGCGGAAGUAGUUCAUAUCGGUGCAAGUGUAAAUAAUUCAUUUGUUUUA